AUGGCCGCCAGCACCGGCAACUCGCUUGCCGCGCUGCUAUCCCAGACGCACCUCGACGACCACGACGAAAUCCUCAAAGCAGCGAAUGCCCAGCUCGCCAAGUCAAAAAGCGACCUCGACGCGCAGCACGUCCGCACCGUUGCCCUAGUCAAGCUCGACCGCUUCGACGAUGCGCUGCGCCAGAUCGAACAGGGCGGCGAUGCGCUGAAGAAGCGGGUGCCAUUGGAACAUGCCUACGCGUUGUACAAGACGGGCAAGCUCGCCGAGGCCGAGAAGGUCGCCGCCGAUGCCGUGGCCAGCAGCAAUGACGGACGCGGCGCCCGGCAUGUCCUCGCGCAGGCGACGUACCGCGGUGAGAACUUCGUGCGCGCCGCCGACGUGUACAAGGAGCUGGCGGCGCGGCCGCAGGACGGCGAGGGCUUCGAGCACUACAACGACCUGCGCAUCAACAGCCUGGCCGUCGACGCGCAGUUGCAAUGGCAGUCAGGCCAUGGCCAGCAGCUGGCGGAGAAGUGGAGCAGAGGCAAAGUCAACCGGGAAGACCUGGAGGCGUUCGAGACGGCGUACAAUGCGGCGUGCAGCAGCAUCGCGUGCGGCGAGUUCGGGCAGGCCGACGUGCUGCUGAAGCGCGCAAAGGCCCUGUGUCUGGCGUCCGAGGACCUGUCCGAGGAGGACAAGAAGGCCGAGAUCAUGCCCAUCAUCAUCCAACAGAUCUACGUACUACACAAGCUGCGCAAGUUUGACGAGGCGGCCAAGCUUGGAGAAGAGGUCUCAUUACAAGAGUAUGACCUCUCGACGAGACACAUCGCCCGAAUCAACGGUAUGGCCAACGUCACCGAGGACCCUAAUCCUUACCUGAGCUGGCGCAACAUGCAGCAGUCGGCGAAGCUUCCGGUCAACGACAAGCCGUUCUCUUUCCAGUCCAACAUUCUGGACCACAACUGCCAUGUUAUGGGCCUUUCAUCCAACAAGCACAGGGGAGUUGCCAGCACUACUCUGAACAAGAUCUCUGCCGACCCGGUCGCCUCAACCUCUCCGCUUAUCACCAACCUCUCGGUCGUGAACGCUGCAGCACACGCAAAGGGUGCACGUGGUAAAGCCGGUAUCAAGGAGCUUCUCCCGCUCAUCAACAAGCGCCCUUACGAUGUCGGCCUCGCUCUCACUAUCGUACAAAUCUACGUCAACGAGGGUAACUACGGCGCAGCCACGCCCCUUCUCGAAAACUUCCUGGUCCGGCUCGAGAACAGCGGCAACCCGGAUGUUCUGCCCACCCGCUUCGCCCCGGGCAUCGUCGGCACCCUGGUGGCCCUCUACGCGCACGCCGGUCGCCGCGGCUCUGUCCGCAACGAACUGACCAAGGCUGCGAACUACUGGAUGGACAACAGCGCCACCAAACCGCCUCCCGCCUCGCUCCUCCGCGCCGCAGGAGCUUCCCUACUUGAGUCCUCCAGGCCGGCCGACCUCGAGCAGGCUGGCAAAAUCUUCUCCGCACUCCUCGCGGCCGACCAAUCCGACCGCGGCGCCGCCGCAGGCCUGGUCGCCUCGUACGCGUCAACGCACCCGGAGAAGAUUGAGGCCGCGCAGCUUGAAGCCCUGACGCCCGUAGCCCGCCUCGUCGCCGACGUCGACAUCGACGCGCUUGAGAGCGCUGGCGUGGCCACCACCGCCCCGUCACAGCAGCCGCAGACCAGCGCAAAGAGGGCUGCGCCGAAGGACAAGAAGCCUGAGGACGAGCGCAAGAGCAAGAAGAUCCGGAAGAGCAGGCUGCCUAAGGACUUUGAUCCCAACAAGAAGGUCGAUGCUGAGAGAUGGUUUCCCAUGCGUGACCGCAGCUACUACAAGCCCAAGGGCCGCAAGGGCAAGUUGCGGCAGGCGGGCUUGACACAGGGUGGCAUUGUGGACGAGAAGCAGCAGCAGGGCGGUAACAGUGGCGCCCAGCAGACUGGUGGAGGAGGUGGCGGUGGCGGUGCUAAUAAGAAAAAGAAGAAGGGCAAGAGGUGA
Molecule: messenger RNA, 2001 nt
Organism: Lasiodiplodia theobromae
Lineage: Eukaryota; Fungi; Ascomycota; Dothideomycetes; Botryosphaeriales; Botryosphaeriaceae
Product: Signal recognition particle
Exons: 2
Coding region: 1-2001 (666 amino acids)
Biological process (GO): SRP-dependent cotranslational protein targeting to membrane
Cellular component (GO): signal recognition particle, endoplasmic reticulum targeting
Molecular function (GO): protein binding; 7S RNA binding; ribosome binding
Source: RefSeq, a predicted model, not a curated record